Carya illinoinensis is the source of this 1118-nucleotide messenger RNA. RefSeq names its product DNA-directed RNA polymerases II and IV subunit 5A-like. The transcript has 5 exons. Bases 174 to 794 code for a protein of 206 amino acids. The record is from RefSeq and is a predicted model, not a curated record. Lineage: Eukaryota; Viridiplantae; Streptophyta; Magnoliopsida; Fagales; Juglandaceae. Gene Ontology annotation, biological process: DNA-templated transcription. Gene Ontology annotation, cellular component: RNA polymerase I complex; RNA polymerase III complex; RNA polymerase II, core complex. Gene Ontology annotation, molecular function: DNA-directed RNA polymerase activity; DNA binding.
AUUUAUACAAGUCGAGAGCCAAACUAGCGCUAGCCGCUCUUUGGCUUGGGAGGGAGAGAGAGAGAGAGAGAGGCUAAACUUCCUCAACCCGCAUCAGAUCAGACACCCUGCGCGAGGGAGGAGGUUUCAACCCUAAUCAGAUCAGACACCCUGCGCGAGGGUGGAGUGAAGCAAUGACACUAUCGGAGGAGGAAAUCACUAGGCUUUUCAGGAUCCGAAGAACGGUGAUGCAAAUGCUGAAGGACCGCGGUUAUUUUGUUGGGGACUUUGAGAUUGACAUGACCAAAGAGCAGUUCAAGAAUAAAUAUGGGGAGAGCAUGAAAAGGGAAGACCUUGUUAUCAAUAAAUCCAAGCGAAAUAAUAGCUCUGAUCAGAUUUAUAUCUUCUUCCCUGAGGAACAAAAGGUUGGUGUUAAGACAAUGAAGACUUAUUCCCAGCGCAUGAAAUCAGAGAAUGUCUUUAGAGCAAUCUUGGUUGUUCAACAAAAUUUGACGCCAUUUGCUCGGAGCUCCAUAAAUGAGAUUUCUACAAAAUUCCACUUGGAGGUUUUCCAGGAGGCAGAGUUGUUGAUAAACAUUAAAGAGCAUGUGCUUGUUCCUGAGCAUCAGGUGCUUACAAAUGAGGAGAAGAAGACUUUGCUGGAGAGGUACACUGUGAAAGAAACACAGCUGCCUCGUAUGCAAGUGACAGAUCCUGUUGCAAGAUACUAUGGACUGAAGCGUGGACAGGUUGUGAAGAUAAUCCGGCCAAGUGAAACUGCAGGACGAUACAUCACUUACCGAUACGUAGUAUGAAUACAAGUUGAAACACAACUCAAGUUGAAACUGCUCUUUGCCUGUGUCAAAAUGGCUGGAGAACUCAAAUUCAAUGAUGAUUUAAUGGGGGAUAUUAUCAUUUAUAGACAACACUUGAACUCAUUUAUGCCCUACUGCCUAGUUGUGAAUCCCGGUAUUUGCUGUGUGGGAGUGUUGUUUGUAGUGCAGUUGGGAUAGUAAAGGAUCUUAUAGUUAUAGUAAUCUCAUGUGUGCUUGUUUGCCGUGUCCAUGUCUGGAAUGGGGCAUACCCAUUGAUAGACAGAAUUGGAACAACAAAUAAAUUUCAGAAACCGUUUCUCUGAA